Molecule: messenger RNA, 1345 nt
Organism: Pelodiscus sinensis (Chinese soft-shelled turtle)
Lineage: Eukaryota; Metazoa; Chordata; Testudines; Trionychidae
Source: RefSeq, a predicted model, not a curated record
AUGGUAGGCGGUGCGCAGGGCGAUAACAUCACUCAGUGGCUGACGGUGGAAACGUGGUGCACGCACCUCACCUUCCCACUGCUCACCGUCACCGUGCUGGCUUCCUUCGGCUCCUCCCUGCUGUACGGCUACAACCUGGCCGUGGUGAACUCGCCGGCCGUGCACAUAAAGGCCUUCUACAACGCCAGCUGGUCCCAGCGCUACAGCCAGAGCCCGAGCCAGGAGCUGCUCACGGUCAUGUACUCGCUGACCGUCUCGGUCUUCGCCCUGGGCGGACUGGUGGGCUCCCUUCCCGUGCAGCCCUGGCUCUGGCACACCAUGGGCACCCCGCGCUACGGGAGGAACGGGACCCUGGUGCGGAGCCCGCUGCUCGUCUUCCUGGCCGGCAUCCUGAUGGGCUCCAGCCGCUACCUGGAGCUGCCCGAGAUGGUCAUCGCCGGCCGCUUCGUCACGGGGCUGCACUCGGGCAUCUGUCUCAGCGUGGUGCCCAUGUACCUGGGAGAAAUCGCCCCCAAGAACCUGCGUGGCUUCCUCGGCUUGGUGCCCAGCAUCUUCAUCUGCCUGGGAGUCUUCUCUGCGCAAGUCCUGGGCCUGCCGGAGCUGCUGGGGGAGGUCAGUGCUGCUAGCGGGCUCCAUGGGGCCGCCGUGCCCUGGAUGCGCUACCUCAGCGUGGCCUGCGUCAUCGGGAUCAUCGCUGGCUUCUGCAUGGGCCCAGCUGGUGUGCCCUUCCUGAUGACGGCAGAGCUCUUCAAGCAGUCACAUCGCCCCGCUGCCUAUAUCGUGGGGGGGUCUCUGAACUGGCUCUCCAACUUCACCGUGGGCUUCGUCUUCCCCUUCCUGCAGAUGUCGGCCGGCGCUUUCUGCUACCUGGUGUUCUGCGGGGUCUGCCUGCUGGUGGCUCUCUACAUCUACGUGGUGAUCCCCGAGACCAAGAACAAGACCUUCAUGGAGAUCAGCCAGAUCUUCGCCGCCCGCCGCGCCUUCCUGGCCACCCCGGCCAGCGCCGUCAAGAUGGUCGCGCUCGGCGGCUACGGGGCCCUGGAGAGCAGCUCCCUGGAGCUGUCUGAGUCCGGCCAGGCGUGACCCUCAGCCCCCCAGCCCUGCAAGGCUGCGAACAAUCUGUGGGGUGGGUGGCAGGGCCCGUGCCGGGGUCAUGGAUCCAAAGAUGUUGCCCUCGCCCUGGGCUUUGCAGGCUCAAGCUCUCCCCAACCCACCGCUGGUCUCCUCCCGCAGGUGUCCUAGAACAAGGGCUCCAGGUUGCUGCUCUGCGGCCCCGCACGGCACCUUCCCUGCAGAGCCGAGUCGGUGCCAGCCUGGGGCUUAGGGCCAGGCGGCUCAUCUGCUG